AUGAAUCGCAUGAUUUUGAUUAUUACUAUUGCACUAGUGAUGCAACUGUUGAUUUGUAAUGUGUCUGCCACAUCGGUGACAAUUAGUAAUAUAUUACCUCGUCUUGAUAUUGAAGGCAAACCUAUGGAUAUUCAUGAUGGGAAUAUAAUUCAGUAUGAGAAAGGUGGGCUCUAUUAUUACUAUGGGGCUGGGUACGGUGAAUGUCAUCCGCCACUCGACUUCGGUUGUGCUGGAUUUUAUCUUCUGGGUGACUGUGGUUUUCGUGAAAAUCAUACAAUUUACUUGUAUACAUCACCUGAUCUACACCAAUGGACAUUUGUACGUGAUAUUUUUCCAUGGAAUGGAGGUCGUCCUCUAGGAAUCUACUAUCGACCAAAAGUAAUAUACAAUCGAUAUACUCAGUUAUAUGUUCUCUGGAUUAAUCGUGUUGAACGCACGGGUCCCUUUGGAUCACCUAAUUUUCUCAAUGCUAGUUAUAUUGUAGCUACAUCAAAAACUCCCGAUGGUGUUUUCACUGUAGUUCAAGAAAAAGUACAAUCAAUUGAAUAUGGUAAUCCAGGCGAUUUUACACUAUUUAUUGAUAAUGAUGAUGAAGAAAGACCCACUGCUUAUCUUGCUUAUAAUUCGUUUAAUAAUUUGCAUCGCAUUCAAAUCGAACAACUUACAGUUAAUUACACUGCUACGUUAGGAAAAAACUCCACUACCGGUCCUUUAACACCGACUAACAACGAAGCACCCAUCAUGUUUAAACGUAAUGAUUACUACUACUUAUUAUUCGGUCAGUGCUGUUGUUUUUGUACCGAAGGUAGCAACUCUCGUGUCUUUGUUAGUACACAUCCUAUGGGCCCUUGGGUAGAUACUCAAUACGAUAUUGAUCCAGUCACUAAUGAGAUCGUCCAUGGUAUUUUACGUCGGCGAUCAAUUUCGGGCGGACAAGAAAGUUUUGUGGUACAGGCAUUACAAACGAAUGGUACUGAAGCCUUUAUUUUUGUCAGUGAUCGUUGGGGUACUGGAAAGCAGAAAGCGAAUGAUAUGCAGUACUGGCAACCACUUCAGUUCGACGAUACUCAAAGUCCACCACGUAUUCAAAAGCUAAAUUGGACUGAUCAAUUUACUAUUGAUCUGCAGUCUUAA
Adineta steineri is the source of this 1134-nucleotide messenger RNA. The record is from the annotation of a GenBank genome assembly. NCBI's taxonomy places the organism in Eukaryota, Metazoa, Rotifera, Eurotatoria, Adinetida, Adinetidae.